This is a messenger RNA of Trachymyrmex cornetzi, 1996 nucleotides long. Its product is annotated as protein FAM98B. Gene Ontology annotation, cellular component: tRNA-splicing ligase complex. The transcript has 5 exons. Bases 311 to 1876 code for a protein of 521 amino acids. NCBI's taxonomy places the organism in Eukaryota, Metazoa, Arthropoda, Insecta, Hymenoptera, Formicidae. The record is from RefSeq and is a predicted model, not a curated record.
UCCACUAGCUUUACUCCAUUCUAUGAUCGGAGCCUAAGGAAAUGUAGCGUUGAAAACAGGUUGUAUUGGUCUUCGAGCUGUUUCUUCGGUUUCUUCUUAUUGUGCAAUUUAAUCUAUGUCAGUGCCAUAACCGGUACCCGGUUCUGUGCAUUGAAUAUAUCGACGUCGAGGAACUGGAGAAGUUCAAGGCAGCGAAACGUUUCAAGCGUAGCUUGUCUCUGCAUUAAUUGCCAGAUAAUACGUACAUGGUAUAUGCUUAUUGCAUAUCUUACUCCGUAAUAUCCGAAAUCUUCCCCGAAAGACGGUUGAAAUGGAGGAUAAGCUGUUGCAGAUGCUCCAAGAUGUUGGAUACACUGGGCCAAUGCUUGAUGCCAAUAAGUUGUCGAACGCAUUAAAACUUGGCGCAAAAUCACCGGAUUAUACUAGUCUCGUAAGCUGGUUUGCCGAGCAACUGGCGACAUUUAUAGAUGUAGAUGAAACCGUUCAUGCUACAACAAGCUCGGACGACGCUAGUUCCUUUCUCUUAGAGUUAAGCUUCUUUCUUAAAGAAAUAGGAUGUAUAAAUGAGAAACUGAUGACUGGACAUAUGAAUCAAAGACUAGCUAAUGAAUCUGAAAGAGCUAUUCUAAUAGAAUUUUUAACAACAGAGCUUAUGGCUUGUAAAUUAUUGGAGGUGAAAUGUCCUAAAGAAGAAAAGCAAAUAGAAGUCACCAUUGAUGAAAGUGAUACUGCUAGAACUUUGAAAAAUAUGCUAGUUGUACUGAAGUUUCAAAAGCCACCAGACAAUAUUUCGCCUGACUUAAUGUUUUCACGGCUAGAAACUAAAUUAUCAGAAAUUCUAAAGACUGUACCACCUAAUCAUCUAGAUAAACCACUUAUAGAUGUCGAGCUGUCUGCUAAACAGUGGGAGAAACUAGGUCAGCUACAAGAAGAAAUGCACAAGGAAUAUAUAGUUCGACGUGAGAUGUUGCUCAAACGUCUUGACGUUACAGUUCAAUCAUUUUUGUGGUCUGAUAGAAUAAAGUCACAGGAGACUGAAGUAAACAAUAGAUACGAUGAGAGAAGAAAGACUCUGAAAAAUGAACCAAAAGUGACACUGGCCGAUUUACUAGCAGCUAGAGACGAUCUAGCAAUAAUUGAGAAAACAAGUAACGCGAGUGUUCGCAAGAACACACGAAGUAAAAUCAACAGCGUUAUUAUUGGAGCAGUUCCGGACAGAGGUGGUAGACCAUACGAACAAGAGCCACCUCCACCAGAGAUGCCACCAUGGCAGAAGGAUAGAGUUCAAGGACCACCGUCAUUCCAGGGCGGAAGAGGAGGAAGUGGGGGUGGACGCGGUGGCGGUGGUGGAGACAGAGGACGCGGAGGUGGAGAUAGAGGACGCGGAGGUGGUAGAGGUGGUGGAGGCGGUAGAGGUGGAGGCGAAGGAGGUGGCGGUGGUGGUGGUGGUGGUGGCGGCUAUCGAGAUCAUAAAGACGCUAGUAGUAACUUUGGCCAGAACUUGAAUUAUCAGCAGCAAUCUCAAUAUUCUGGACAUGGACAUAGAGAAUGUUAUCCGGAUCAUAGAGAUGGAGGAGGAUAUCAGAGAGGCGGUGGUAGCGGUGGUGGAGGUGGAUCUUAUCGUGGAGAUUCCGGCACGAGCUACAAUCAAAGUUACGGUCAGAAUCAGAAUUAUCAACAGCCGCAAUAUUCCGGUCAGAGAGACUCGUAUGGAGGUGACAAUCGAGGCGGUGGGAACUACUAUCAGGAUAGAAGGGAAAGCGGAGGAGGAAGGGGAGGAGGCAGAGUUCAAGGUGGAUGGAAUCAAGGUGCCAAUAAUUCUGGUUCGAAUAGUUAUCAACGUGGCGGCUACAGUAGGGGCAGAGAUAAAUACUGAAGAUGUCACUUUGCUUAUAUUUUUAAUAACGAUAGCAGAAGUUUCUCACGAAAAGAUAAAGUUAUGAUAUUAAAAUAAUUAUAGUAAUUAUGUUCAUCACUUACGCUUAUAUUAUACUCA